Molecule: messenger RNA, 1017 nt
Organism: Caenorhabditis briggsae
Lineage: Eukaryota; Metazoa; Nematoda; Chromadorea; Rhabditida; Rhabditidae
Exons: 8
Coding region: 1-1017 (338 amino acids)
Source: RefSeq, a predicted model, not a curated record
AUGUCCCCUGUUGCUUUCUUUGUUUUUCUAUAUAUUCUGAUUACUCCUAUUCUUACGAUAAAUUCGACUUCGAAUUCUUCCUUUUUUCCUACCCGGGAAGACGAAGAAGAAAUAUUCCGUUUGAUGUUUGAAGCACAAGAUUUGUAUAGGCAAAACAAUUAUCGGAAGUCAAUAAGAGAUUUCAACAUUGACUGGGAAAAUUGUGAUGAGAAAUAUCGGUGGCCAGCAUGUUGUUUAUGGUCGGAAAAGAAGAUGUUCCAAAGAACCACUUCAGAUUGUGCAUAUAUAAAAGGAGAUGUCAUUUUAGAGAAGAAUGACGAUGCAUUAAUUUUCCAGUCCCUACUUGAUCUUCGAGAAAUCCAAGGAAGUCUCGUUCUCCGAAACACGACGUUCCUAGAAUUCGGUCUUCCAUCUCUUCAGAAACUAGGGUUUGCUGGUUAUACGAUGAACGGAAAACGUCAAGACGCUGCUUUGAUAAUUGAAAACAACCCAUACUUGAUGCAUUUGAGAUUGAGAAGAGUGAGUCAAAUUGUGAAGCAUGAGGAUCAGAAGUAUGCAAUAAUCCGAGGGAAUCCAAGAAUCAAAAUCGAUGAGAAACAAUACGAGAUUUUGAAAGUAGCAUCUAAUGGGAGUACUGAUUUUGACCAAUUUGAGUUUCCACAAGAAAUAUAUGUCCGUCAUCUUCUGUAUGAGCUCUGGCCGUAUUGUUUGUUUGGAUUCAUGAUAAUUGUUGUGUUCACACAUCAUUUUAUUAUGCUAGAAGUCAACGAAAGUCGUGUUAAGAAAAAGGAACAGGAGAUGAUCGAUUGUUUAGUGAAAAUGAGAGAUGCCACUCUAGCUGCCGAGUUGUUAAUUCAAACUCCGAUGGAUGUCACUUUAGCGUUCGACACGGAUGUUCUUCAUUUAUGCACAGACCAAACUGAAUUAAUCAAAAAGAUCGAAAAGCUAUUGGAUCAGGAGAUGGCAGAUUUUAAAGAUGAGAGUCUGGAAGAAGUUACAGCCAAGUCACCGAAAUAA